Molecule: messenger RNA, 847 nt
Organism: Arabidopsis lyrata subsp. lyrata
Lineage: Eukaryota; Viridiplantae; Streptophyta; Magnoliopsida; Brassicales; Brassicaceae
Product: 60S ribosomal protein L23a-2
Exons: 4
Coding region: 194-658 (154 amino acids)
Biological process (GO): translation; ribosomal large subunit assembly
Cellular component (GO): ribosome; cytosolic large ribosomal subunit
Molecular function (GO): rRNA binding; structural constituent of ribosome
Source: RefSeq, a predicted model, not a curated record
UGGGCUUGUAAUCAGUUGACAGAGAAAGCCCAAUUAUAUAUUUAAGGCCCAAAAGUAAUCGAUCUAGGGUUUAGUUACGCUUUUGUUUCAUUUUCACAUCCCUUAGAAUAAAUAAAAACCAGCAGCAACUUGAAGCUGUUCUAGGGUUUCUGUUUCGCCGCUCAGGUUUUGUGAAAAGAAUCUAUCUUGAGUAAUGUCUCCAGCUAAAGUUGAUGUCACCAAGAAAACCGACCCUAAGGCUAAGGCUUUGAAAGCUGCGAAAGCAGUGAAAUCUGGCCAAAUCCUUAAAAAGCCUGCUAAGAAGAUCAGGACAAAGGUGACUUUCCACAGGCCAAAGACAUUGACCCUUCAGAGGAAUCCUAAGUAUCCAAGGAUCAGUGCUACUCCAAGGAACAAAUUGGAUCACUACCAGAUCCUCAAGUACCCUCUCACUACCGAGUCUGCCAUGAAGAAGAUCGAAGACAACAACACCUUAGUCUUCAUUGUUGACAUCCGUGCUGACAAGAAGAAGAUCAAAGAUGCUGUCAAGAAGAUGUACGACAUUCAGACCAAGAAAGUUAACACCCUCAUUAGGCCUGAUGGAACGAAGAAGGCGUAUGUGAGGUUGACUCCUGAUUACGAUGCUUUGGAUGUGGCUAACAAAAUCGGGAUCAUCUAAAUUUAAUCAUCGAUAUCACUUUUGGGGUUGAAACAGACUUCUGGUUUUUCUCUUCCAUAGUCUCAGUUUUGCUAGAGAAGUUAAGAUAUUACCAUCACCUCUUUGUUAUGCUUUAUCUUUUGAUUCAAAAAGAUUUAUAUGUUUGGUAUCUGUUGAUGCGUCAAAGUUUCUUUUUAGAUCCCGGUUUAA